GCCCGGGCGGCGGUGGUCGCGGCCAUUGGCGGAGAGGCGGGAGGGGCGGGGCCCCCGCGAGCCUCUGUGGGCAAAGCCGUGCGCGCGGAGGCAGGCAGGCUGCCGGCUGGGGAGGCACGGGUCGGGCUGGUGCGUUCCAUCCUGGCCAUGGCAGCGGCGCCGCUGAAAGUGUGCAUCGUGGGCUCGGGGAACUGGGGUUCAGCUGUUGCAAAAAUAAUUGGUAAUAAUGUCAAGAAACUUAAGAAGUUUGCCUCCACCGUUAAAAUGUGGGUCUUUGAAGAAACAGUUAAUGGGAGAAAACUGACAGACAUCAUAAAUAAUGACCAUGAAAAUGUAAAAUAUCUCCCUGGACACAAGCUGCCAGAAAAUGUGGUCGCUGUCCCAAACCUCAGCGAGGCAGUGCAGGACGCAGACCUCCUAGUGUUUGUCAUUCCCCACCAGUUCAUUCACAGAAUCUGUGACGAGAUCACCGGGAGAGUACCCAAGGAAGCGCUGGGCAUCACCCUCAUCAAGGGCAUAGACGAGGGUCCUGAGGGGCUGAAGCUCAUUUCCGACAUCAUCCGGGAGAAGAUGGGCAUUGACGUCAGUGUGCUCAUGGGAGCCAACAUUGCCAGUGAGGUGGCUUCAGAGAAGUUUUGUGAGACCACCAUUGGCAGCAAAAUAAUGGAGAACGGCCUUCUCUUCAAAGAACUUCUGCAGACUCCAAAUUUUCGAAUUACUGUGGUAGACGAUGCAGACACUGUCGAACUCUGUGGUGCUCUUAAGAACAUUGUAGCAGUGGGAGCCGGGUUCUGUGACGGCCUCCACAGCGGGGACAACACCAAAGCUGCCGUUAUCCGCCUGGGGCUCAUGGAAAUGAUCGCCUUCGCCAGGAUCUUCUGCAAGGGCCAGGUGUCCACGGCCACCUUCCUGGAGAGCUGCGGCGUGGCUGACCUCAUCACCACCUGCUACGGAGGCCGGAACCGCAGGGUGGCUGAGGCGUUUGCCAAAACCGGGAAGACCAUCGAAGAAUUGGAGAAGGAGAUGCUGAACGGACAGAAGCUCCAAGGACCGCAGACAUCCGCUGAAGUAUACCGGAUCCUGAAACAGAAGGGGCUGGUUGACAAGUUCCCGUUGUUUACGGCAGUGUAUCAGAUCUGCUAUGAAGGCAAACCCGUUCAAGAGAUGUUGUCCUGUCUCCAGAGCCACCCAGAGCACGUCUAAAGUGGAUGGUGCAGCGUUGUGGGGAACGUGUUGCCUUUCUGAUCAGUCUUUUUCGGUCAGAUGGAAACUGGGACUGGGCAAUACGAUGUUUGCUUGACCAUAAUCCCAUCAUGGGUGAGGAUGAAUUUUUACCAGUUCAUUUUUGAAUUGCAAGACGCAGUUCACUGGCUGAGAUGUGGUAGGCAACAAAUAGACACAUGUAUGAAUGUGUGAGUCUGUGUUCAUUUCUCAUGCUGUGGAUAUUUCUAUGAACCAAAAUUAAAGGUCCUUUUUAAAAAAUUACUUUUUGAAUUUUCCCACCAUGAUAGCUUAGAAGAUGGGAAUGAUCUCAGCUAAAUUUUUUACAUCCAAUCCAUAUGCAUUUGAGUGAAGGGAUUUUAUUUUUUCCUCAUUCUCUUUAAGUUAAAACUGAACCAGCAUUUCCAUGGUAGAACGGAGGAGUGAAUGUGUUCAAAGAUCAACAUACUGUAACUUAAACUCUAUCUCAAAGCCAGCAUAAUUAACUACUUUGAUUGUGGGUUGAUCUUUUUUUUUAACAAUUAGAGAUUUUUAAUUGGGUGAUCCACUUAUGUAUCUUCCUCUUCGCAGUUUUCUGCAUUUUUAGCCUCUUUCCUCAUUUGCUGCCAGAAUGUGCUUUCGUAUAGAGGCUCAGCAGUGGCAGAAGGCAGAAAACGCAUCUAGGCUUUUCCUGUUGUGACUGACACAUUCUACUGAUUAAUGACCCUUGUGUGAUGCUUUUUCUUGGGUAGUCCUUUUGUGCAAACAUUUCCUCUGAGCCUCACAGAUCCACUGAGAUGGGACUCCCAUGAUUCCUCUUUCGAGUUGCAGUCAUGGUACCUGGUCACCUGGCAAGUAGGGGGAGAGCUGAGAUUGAAGCCCAGUGUUCCUCCACCCUACCGCGGUGCCCAGACCUCAGGCAUCACCACGCUGAUCCGAUCUCCCAUGAUCCGAUAGGUCAUGGGAAAUGCCAUGUGCAGCCUUUCCUGAGACUCGAACAGGGCUUCAUGCCACUGAGACUGGCGUGGGCCAUUGUCUAGAUGGCUGCCGCUUAGUGUCGUCCUCACUCCAUCAGCUUCCCUUAGAGUCUCAGAAAUGCAGGUUUCCAGGUCCCAUCCCAGGCUUCUCAACUGGGGUGAGGUAUCUGUCUAUACUUCAAUAUGCCUUCCCUGUGUUUCUGAUGGUCACUACAACUUGAGAACCACUACUUCAGAAAGUCUGCUCAGAUUGGCAUUUCUCAAACCAUGUCCCAUAGGACAUGAGUGUCCUGGGAUCCCAUGGUGGUCGGGGUGUUCUCCGGCAAGAUCAAGUCCAUUUGGAAAAAGCUGCCUCUGCACACCCCUCUUGAAGGCUUAGAAUGUGUGUUAGUAUGUCCGUAGAACUAUCUGGCAAGUUCCAAACACUGUAGACGACCAAGGUUUCUUUGAGAAUCUUGCCGAGUCUUUAAGGGAACACUGUUCUAGGCCGUGGUGACCUGAGGACGGCCCAGGUAUACCCUUCACUCCUCGCAGAAGUGAGGAUGAAUGACUACCCACCUGUGGCAUUGUUAGCUCUGAACUUUCACAGUUCAGGCCUGCAAUGAAUCUUCGAUGAAGCUUUAAGGUGACACGGUCAAGUACAACCAAGUGGAGGUCAGCCUCGCUGAAACGCACAUUAUGUCGAAUAAGUGCUUUUAAUUCUACAAUUAGAAUGGGAAUUACUGUAUCUUCUUAAAUGAGAUUGAUUUCAGGAUAGCAUUAUAGUUAUCUUACAUAGCACUUGGAAAGUGUUAAGGGAACGUAUGAAUGUCACUUACAUAUUCAUGGAUUUUCAGUCACUUUGUGAGAUUUUGACUUUUUUUUUUUUUUUUUUUUUUUUUUUAGUUUUCCAGUUGGGACUUUUUUUUCCUUCUAUACCUGAAAUGAUUAUAGAAAAGAUUUUUGUGGGAAUUUUAAAAACUCAAUCCAGAACAUACAGGGGUAAUUUAAAUCGUCAUACACUGAAGUCUAUGAAAGCACACAAAAUCUACAAAUUUCACUGAUCUUUCAUGCCACUCCUAAGUUAAUCAAUUUUUGCUUAUCUCAUGAUUAAUCUUUUUAAAAAUUUGUACAUAGAUAAUAAAGUGUUACUUUUUAAGAUACUUAAAGGGCUGUAAGCUAAUUGUGUCUAUUAAGUAGGGUAACUAGAUGUGAGGAAUUAGGAUUUUGUUUUACAUACGAUGUCAUCUGCAUUCAGCUUCCUGCUCUAGGUUUCCUACUUGUUUUUUCUUCAUGAGUGUUCUCUUGCUGAUCUGAAGUCUGCCGACUGUACCUCUUGAACGUAACUUCUGAUACUCUGCACAUUAAUGGAAAAUGGCAAAUUUUAUGAGUUUGUGCUCUGCUGACUGUAGAUAUUUAUUACUCUCUGAGUUAUCUAUUUUUGUAACCACCUGUGGUCCAUCGUUUGAUUUUAAUUCUUAUUUCUUACUAAUUAUGGUAAAAGGGAGGGAGACAUCUAGAGGAAAAGCUUAAUUUGUACUAGUUCAGCCAAUCUGUGAAUGUAAAAACUUCACUGUUGCCUUGCUAUAAUCCAGCCUACUAUAAUGUGGAACAAGUAUCUGUCUUGACAUCCAUCCUAGCAGGUGGAGUUGAGCUAAACAACUGGUCUUUCAUUUAACUCUUAAAACCUGGCCCCAUGGCAUUGGCCCACAGAGUGAUGAGGUGCCCGUGUACGAAGGGAUCUUUUCGUUUUUCCACCACUUCCAAUCUAAGAGCCUUUUACUCACAUGUGUACUUAUCUGUUUACAGACUGUAGAUGGAUAUAAUUUAAAAUCUUGAUUUAAUAAACCUCUAAUGCCCCAAA
Mustela lutreola (European mink) is the source of this 4020-nucleotide messenger RNA. It is a transcript of the gene GPD1L, whose product is annotated as glycerol-3-phosphate dehydrogenase 1 like. The record is from RefSeq and is a predicted model, not a curated record. Gene Ontology annotation, biological process: glycerol-3-phosphate catabolic process; carbohydrate metabolic process. Bases 148 to 1203 code for a protein of 351 amino acids. The transcript is spliced from 8 exons. Gene Ontology annotation, cellular component: cytosol; glycerol-3-phosphate dehydrogenase (FAD) complex. NCBI's taxonomy places the organism in Eukaryota, Metazoa, Chordata, Mammalia, Carnivora, Mustelidae. Gene Ontology annotation, molecular function: glycerol-3-phosphate dehydrogenase [NAD(P)+] activity; NAD binding; protein homodimerization activity.